CUGUGACACGGCGGUCAGUGUGAAACUUCAGUCUGCACUCAGCAUGAAGGCAGCGCGGCUCUUCAUCUUUUCAGUGCUGCUGAUGUUCAACACAUCUGCCCACGGUCGUGGUGAGUUUCACACACAUCACACGCCACAUGCGUGUACACACACCUCUACACACCUGCAUCAUUACUCCAUCACAUGUACCUGAGGCGACGUCUCAGUCGUCAUCGCUACGCAACGCAAAGGUGAUCGAUUCAUUAACGGAGCUCGUGUAAGACAGAGCAUCCAGGAAGUAGUCAGGCCCGGUCCCCUUUAUUUUUACUGUUGGUACAUCUCAGCUGUGUGGUUGGAUAAGCAGCAGAAAACAAAUGAAUGGAUUAACUGAUGAACACAUAACUACUCAGUCAACUCUGCUGUUUUAUUUGACACUGGUCUGUCCCUGUCCCUCUUUCUUUAUGUCCUCCGUCCUCUCAGCCUCUGUGACAGUCGUCCCCAACAGGUCUCAGUACUUUGAGUAUGAGCAGAUCAGUGUGAGCUGUGAACACUUCCGCUCCGGCGAGUGGACGGUGUGGAGAUACACUACAGGUUUGGAGCUGUCCCAGUGUGGGUCGGGCUGGGGCGACCAGGCUUCCACUUCCUGUGUCAUGGAGACGGUCAAGAAGCCCAGCAGUGGGGUGUACUGGUGUGAAUCGAAACACAGACGCAGCAGCGACGCCGUCAACAUCACUGUCACCGUGGAACCAGUGAUCCUGGAGAGUCCCGUCCUCCCUGUGACGGAGCGAGACGACGUCACUCUGCGCUGUAAAACAUCAAACUCCGCCUCCUACCUCACAGCUGAUUUCUACAAAGACAACAUCUUUAUUGGGUCUAAGGGAACAGGUCACAUGACCAUUCACAAUUUUUCCAAGUCUGAUGAAGGUGUCUACAGAUGUGCAGUCCACGGCCUUGGACAGUCUCCGAGCAGCUGGCUGCUGGUGAGAGAGGACUCUGAGCCGGCCUCUCUCACGCCGUCCCCUGACUCGUCUCAGCUGACUGAGUAUGAGAACCUGUCCCUGAGCUGUGGCGACGACAGCAGCUUUCGUGGAUGGCGCAUCAAACGGUUCACAACCGUCAGCGGCAAACUGUCCAGCUGUGGAGACGAGUGGGGGACGCCCACGUCCUCUGGCUGCGUCCUCCAAACAGUCAAGCAGCGAGACAGCGCUGUUUACUGGUGUGAGUCACCUUCAAAGCGCCGGAGCAACUCUGUCAACAUCACUGUGUACGAUGGACCAGUGAUCCUGCAGAGUCCUGUCCUCCCUGUGAUGGACGGACAUGAUGUCUCUCUGCUCUGUAAAACAAAGGACGCUCCCUCCGACCUCCCAGCUGAUUUCUAUAAAGAUGGCUCCUUCAUCAGGACCGAGCCCACGGGUCACAUGACCAUCCGCCAUGUUUCCAGGUCUGAUGAAGGCGUCUACAGCUGUAAGGUCAGGGGUCAUGGAGAGUCUCCACCCAGCUGGCUGUUUGUCACAGACGCAGACGCCCAGGACUCCGCUCCGGUCUCUGAACCAACCCCGUCCCUGCUGACAGCGCUCCGCUACAUCGUGGUGUGCUCUCCGUAUUUUAUCUCUACGCUGCUCAUGGCGUCGGAAUAUCGACGAAGACCCACAGCAGGAAGGACCCUGCCUGUUUCCAUGACGAUGCCCCCAGCCAGUGAGGAUGAUGAUGGAGUGGAAGGAGAAUACGAUGAUGCUGUUGCUGCUGGCGUCACCACUGAGCACCAUUUUUAAGCUGAACGUCGUCUCCAGUUUGUCCACUGAGACGUUUCUGUCCUCACGCAGCUGCUGGUCUUCCUCAGUCCACGUCCAGUCUUCUUCUCUGGUGCUGGACUAGUGAGCAGCACAUUAUUUUAACAUAAUUCUUGUUUUUUUUUUGCUCUGUAUUUAAUGUUUUGGAUAAAGAAAAGGUCACAGCCAGUUUCAGUUGUGGCUUUGACGCUUUAGUUUCUUAGGCCUUGUCCACACGGAGAUGAAAACUAUUUAUUUUUCAUUUGAAUAAAAGUUUGAAUGAAACUCUG
Toxotes jaculatrix (banded archerfish) is the source of this 2038-nucleotide messenger RNA. Its product is annotated as Fc receptor-like protein 4. The record is from RefSeq and is a predicted model, not a curated record. The transcript has 8 exons. Bases 354 to 1751 code for a protein of 465 amino acids. Lineage: Eukaryota; Metazoa; Chordata; Actinopteri; Toxotidae. Gene Ontology annotation, molecular function: transmembrane signaling receptor activity. Gene Ontology annotation, biological process: cell surface receptor signaling pathway.